AUGGCCUACAGUAUUUCUAAAGACGCUCAAUAACUUCUGUGCGAGAUCAUAAAUUAAAUAAGCCUGACUGAGAGGAGAGCCGAAUAAAUAAGAAUAUAAUUAUGCAGAAAAACUAGUUUCAAUCCUUACGCUUGCUUCAAAAGGUAUUACAUGUAGCAAACCCUAGAUUAGAUUCAAUGAACACUAACUAAAUUAAACCAGAAUAGGUAGUACAACUUUUGAAAGAGUAUGAUUUCUUCGUAUAAGAGCUAAAUACUUUGUUUAAUAAAACUUUUUUGAAGGAAUUUCUUAAUUAUCAAGAGUAUUAAUAAUAGUUGCUAAUUUUUCAGCUUUUUAAACUUAAUUUUACCAAAAACCGAUAGCGAAUUGAGAGAGAUCACAGCUAUGAAAUAACCUACAAAAUCCGCUGUAGAAAAAUAGAUAGAUUACACAUUAGCUUAAUUAUUCAAUUUGUAUUUCUAAGACUAAUUAUAGAGAAUAUAAUGAAGCUAUAAAUUUAGAAAGAUUGAAAAAUAUAUUAAGUAAUCAAUAUAAUGCCGAUCAAAUGUUUUAAAGUUUGGAUUCUCUAAAUAACAAUAUCCUUAAUUUUAAGGAUUUUGAUAGAUUCUUUAGAAGGAAUGGGCUCUUGUUAUAUGAGGAAGAAUUGGUAAUUGAAACUAUAAUUAAUAGAUAGCAUUUUUUUAUAGAAUAGAUCUUCAAAGAACAGGAUAGAUUACUUUGAAUGAGUUUAGAAGAAUGUUAGAGCCUCUCCAAAAAUCUGAAUAGCCAAUUCCAACUAACAAUCUAUAAACUCCAAAAUAAGCAAUAUCAUAUCCAAAAUUUUCGAGUACCUUUAAUGAUGAAGUUGGCAGUGGUAAAAAAGCUGGGCAAAUAAUAUAAACCAGAAACUUCUCAGCAAGCAAUAAAAAAAAGUUUCAAUCUACGAGGAGAACUUCAUCAAUUACAGAAAGUCUAUAAACAACAAAAUUAUCGGAGAAUUUUUUAAAUGAAGAAUAAAGAUUUAUUGAUUUAGGAUUGGAGGUCUUAAAAUUGGAAAUGUAUUUAGAAGAAAUAAGAUUAAAAUUAUAAUAGUAAAAAGAUUUCAACACUAUGGAUUUCUUUCAUUUUAUGGAUUUGAAAAACAAAGGUAAAGUGAAUCAACAUGAAUUUGCUUAUUUUUUAGAACAAAUAUCGCUCAAAAAUAUUGAUAUUAUUGAGUUGUUUAAUUAUUUGGAUACAGAUUUAGAUGGGUUUAUUAGAUAUUCAGAUGUUUCUGAAUUUAUUUCUCCUUCAAAUAUGAGCUCAACUUACAUUUGUAAGAAACCAGCUAAAAAUAGUCAUUUCUCUUAUUCAAUCUCCUAAUUAUUCUCAAAAACAACUAUAAUAUUGAUUCAGUUGCUAUUUAAUCAGUGGGAUGCAAAUGAAAAAAUAAUAAGACAAAAAAAAAAAUAAUUCUUGAAUGAAUAAAGUCUGUAUUAAAUUUUCAAUAAACUUGAUCAAUACAAAAAAGGGAAAUUCAAUCGAUAAGAUGUAUUUUUAUUAUUAAUUUAGCUUCAACGUUUUUUUGAUCUUUAUAAUGUUAAAGACGAUAUUAAAUUACUGUAUAAACGAUUGGGAAAACUCAACAAAGAGAUUAAUUAUAAGGAAUUUGAAUUAUUUUUUAUCAACUGA
Paramecium octaurelia is the source of this 1650-nucleotide messenger RNA. Lineage: Eukaryota; Ciliophora; Oligohymenophorea; Peniculida; Parameciidae. The record is from the annotation of a GenBank genome assembly.